Asparagus officinalis (garden asparagus) is the source of this 553-nucleotide messenger RNA. RefSeq lists its product as uncharacterized. The record is from RefSeq and is a predicted model, not a curated record. The transcript has 5 exons. Bases 6 to 383 code for a protein of 125 amino acids. NCBI's taxonomy places the organism in Eukaryota, Viridiplantae, Streptophyta, Magnoliopsida, Asparagales, Asparagaceae.
ACCACAUGACAUGCAGGUAUAAGGAAAAAAGAUGGGAUUCUAAGAGGUUGGUUGGAUCAGGUGGAAUGCCUUCAUCACAUUCAGCAACUGUGGCGGCUCUUGCAGUGGCUAUUGGUCUUCAAGAAGGGACUGGGGGAUCCUUAUUUGCCCUUGCUACAAUAUUGGCAUCUGUUGUAAUGUAUGAUGCAUCUGGGAUUAGAUUGCAUGCUGGCAGGCAAGCUGAGUUGCUAAAUCAACUAGUGUGCGAGUUGCCACCAGAGCACCCUUUGUCUAACGGUAGGCCUUUACAUGAUUCUCUUGGACACACUCCUCUCCAGGUUUUUGCUGGAGCUGUUCUUGGUUGCGUUGUGUCCUACCUAAUGAGGAAUUCUUCUCCUGUAUAAGAAAGACACUGGGAUUUAAGUAGUCUAAUAUGUUUAAGAAAAACUUUGUACCAAGCGUCUCAUUACAUUAAAUUUAAUAUGCUUUAAACUGACUUUUGCUGUUGUUGUUGCGAUAAGCUUUGUAGAUUCACAUCAACCUCCUAUUAUUUCAAAAUCAGUUUUCUCAUUUA